AUGCCCCCUCGAAUUGGGGCUUUGAUCAAGACGGAGAAAUGUAUCCGCCGGCUCAUGAAAGACAAGUUUGCAAGAGGAUUGGAGAUUCCAAAGACAGAUGAAGAAGGGACCAAGGCACGCCUUCUUUGCAACCCUCCAACACUGCUUCCCAUUCCAAGGACUCUCUUUCAAUGGAAACCGGCCGACCUUUCACCGGGCGGAAAAUGGUACCUCAAACGGGUGGCAAAUCUGGAGGUAGCGGCAUCUCACUAUCCUACACCAGAGGCAGUCAUUGUGGAUGGUUUGAACCGACUGAGAAUCCAUAGAGCCAACUACACCGCAGACGGACCAGUGCCCAAAUGGCUACAGCUUCUGUGGUGGGAGUUCCCGCAAGAGCACUGGGAGGAGUUACGAAUGGGAGCUUGUCAAAACUUCGUGAAGGACCCCAGCCCUUGUAUUCAACCCAACGCUCCGAUGGAUGCCACUAUGGAAGAAGCGGCAUCUGCCUUUGUGGACGAGUUCAUGUCCUUAGGCGUGGUCCGAGACAUUGAUGAAGGUCGCCAGAUUCUGACUAAUGCACCAUUGUUUGUGGUCCCCAAGGAAGGACAGGAAGGACAAUGGCGGGUCAUCGCGGACAUGCUUCGUGGAGGCCAGAACGACUGCGUAGCUCAAGACCCGGUAUACAUGCCUCAAAUCUCGCACAUUAUCGAUGAGAUGUACACUGGAGGGUAUUCAGCGGUGGUGGACCUAUCAAAGUUCUUUUACAACUUUCCUACUCACGCUGAGGACCGUCCCUAUUUGGGACUACUUCACCCCAGAACGAAGGAACUGGUCGCCUACUACGGUUUGGCAAUGGGAGCGGGAAACAGCCCAGCUCUUGCCUGUAAAUUUGGAGCGGCCUUUGUACGGCUGCUUAAGGAACGAUUCGAUGUCUUGCAAGGAACGGGACGCGCGAACUGUUAUUGGACCGGCUUCUCGGAGAUUGGAUUUGACCUGAAGCUUGGGUACGGCUUUAUAUUAACUGACGACACGGGAGGAUCCGUACUCAUUUGGGCCUGGGUCAAUGACUUUCUGAUCCACGGGCCCACCUACAAAAAAACAGCCCAAGCAUUGGGGUUCUUCCUGGACACUGCGGUGGACUGCGGAGAACAAGAGAGAGCGGGCCCGGGGAUCUGCGAAUACCUUACCGGCGCUCCACAUCACAAAGCAUGGUCACGACUGAGCCUAGCAGUGGCUGCAGGUAUCCUGGAAUCUCUAACCGAAGCGACCCCCAGGAGACUAGGCCAUACUCAUCUGCGCCACUUCCAUUCUUUGGUUCACCCACCUGAUUUGGGAACAGGAGCACCCCCCUACUACACUACCACUCGAUUGAGCACACACGUGCUUCAUGAAUUGACAUGGUGGGUUUCAUUCUUGAAAACUGGACGGGGACGAUUUAUCCGCGCCUCCCAGGCAGCUACUUUGGUUCCAACCUUCGGCGACGGUAGCGGCACGGGGACCGGUGGCACUAUCCAUCUGCCGGGAUGCCCGUUUGAGAUGUGGCGGGGGAAAUGGGUCCCUCUAGCAUACGAGUUCCCAUCCGUAUGGAAAGUUUUAGCCACUCUCAAGGAAACUUUACUCCAAAUCAAAGAGAGCCCGAAGGCCGAGUCGGUUCGCCACACUACUGUGUUGUAUUUUACGGACAACUCUGGAGUCUAUUGGAUCGCAACUACGGGUUCCUCACGGAGCCCUGGUCUCCACAAACUAAUCGGUGAGAUUCGUCUUCUUGAGCUUGAAUUGGACUGCAUGCUCCAAGUGGUCCACGUUCCGGGACUUGUUCUCAUUUCCCAGGGCACUGAUGGGUUGAGCCGGGGUGUCUGGAUGACACCCUUUCAUCCCAACAUGUCAAGCUCCGAGCUCAACAAAGCCAUCUUCGAACCCCUCCAAUUUGACCGGACUCUGUUGUGGGAAGUCUUCUCAGAGCUUACGCACCCAACCUGUCCGUGGUCCUAUGUUGAUUGGAAUCAGCGAUGGACUGCUUCCCUUUGCAUGGGGAAGACUACUGUGUGGUUUCCGACCCCUGAAAUCGCACAACAACUCUUGUCAUUUCUGUUGAACACCUGGAUUGAGCAGUCCUCCACGUCCACCAUCCUUUUUGUUCCUCGGCUCCUGGAGUCCAACUGGAGGAACCUUUCAAGAAAUAUCCAAGAGAAGACAGUUCUCUACCCACACAAGAGAACCUGUUAG
Cylindrotheca closterium is the source of this 2205-nucleotide messenger RNA. The record is from the annotation of a GenBank genome assembly. NCBI's taxonomy places the organism in Eukaryota, Bacillariophyta, Bacillariophyceae, Bacillariales, Bacillariaceae.